Messenger RNA from Drosophila ficusphila, 1205 nucleotides. RefSeq names its product stomatin-like protein 2, mitochondrial (gene Stoml2). The transcript has 7 exons. The coding region runs from base 77 to 1177 and encodes 366 amino acids. The record is from RefSeq and is a predicted model, not a curated record. Gene Ontology annotation, cellular component: membrane. Lineage: Eukaryota; Metazoa; Arthropoda; Insecta; Diptera; Drosophilidae.
UUGUGGACUAUCAUAAUGUUUUCUUUUUAGUAUUUUUUUAACUUUAUCCCUCUAAAAUCGGCACACAUAUUGCGAAAUGUCCAGAUUUCUCUUGAACAAAAGAUUUGUUCCCAGUUUGGUCCAGCAAGACUUCUUGCUAGCCGGUUCAUGGAUUCCGUCACAGUCUCGGAGGGGAAAGGCCUCAACCCCCAUAAACAUGUGUGUUAUGUUUGUGCCUCAGCAAGAGGCCUGGGUGGUGGAGCGCAUGGGUCGGUUUCAUAGGAUUCUGGACCCCGGCCUGAACAUUCUGGUCCCAGUGGCGGACAAAAUCAAAUACGUGCAAAGUCUAAAGGAAAUCGCCAUCGAUGUCCCGAAGCAAAGUGCCAUUACCUCCGACAACGUGACCUUAAGUAUCGACGGAGUGCUUUACUUGCGAAUCAUCGACCCCUACAAAGCAUCUUACGGCGUGGAGGAUCCGGAGUUCGCUAUAACACAACUGGCCCAGACGACGAUGAGAUCCGAGCUGGGGAAGAUGUCCAUGGACAAAGUCUUCCGUGAAAGGGAGUCUCUGAACGUCAGUAUAGUGGAUUCUAUUAACAAGGCCAGCGAGGCGUGGGGAAUCGCCUGUUUGCGUUACGAAAUCCGUGAUAUUAGAUUGCCCACCAGGGUUCACGAGGCGAUGCAGAUGCAGGUGGAGGCCGAGAGGCGUAAACGAGCGGCUAUUCUUGAGUCGGAAGGUGUUCGUGAAGCUGAAAUCAAUAUCGCCGAGGGCAAGCGAAAGUCCAGAAUCCUAGCCUCCGAGGCCGAGCGCCAGGAGCACAUCAACAAGGCCAGUGGAGAGGCGGCAGCCAUUAUAGCCGUGGCCGAUGCUAGAGCACGCAGCCUGCUGGCCAUCGCCAAGUCCCUAUCCCAUCUGGAUGGCCAAAAUGCUGCUUCCCUUACGCUGGCCGAGCAAUACAUUGGAGCCUUUAAGAAGCUGGCCAAGACAAAUAACACCAUGAUCUUGCCCACGAAUCCCGGAGAUGUUAAUGGGUUUGUGGCUCAGGCCCUGGCGGUGUACAACCACGUUUCCAACUCAAACCAAGCCACCAAGUCUUCGGAAAACAUUAAGGGCGUCGGUGCCUGCUUAAACGCUAAGAACGUUGAAUACAAGGAGUUGCAGGAGGAUAAAAACAGUGUAAAAAUGAAUAUUGAAUAGGAAUAAAUAAAUGGUUAUUGCUAUUAAA